AUGGAGCCUAACGCGCCAACUCUGACAGAAGAGCAAGUUCCGGACGACGAAGAGAUCAGGCCAGAGACCACAGUACCGACGGCAGCACCUGCUCCUGCUGAGCAAGCCUAUCGUGCGAGGUAUAAUGAAACGAUCGCUCCUCCAAGUGGCCCGUCGUCUCGAGUGAUUCGACCGCCGAACGAUUUCCCUCCCGAGUCCAAGCGAGCUGAUCAGAUUGAAGAUGCCGAAGAAGACCUCGAGGUCGACAUGGAGGAGCUCAAAGCUGCCGUACACGCCUACAACGUCGACUUCCAGCAGCGUAUCGGUGCAGUAAAGCAGCGAGGUCGCGACCUUGAGGCGAAGUUAGGGACGGAGCAUGACGCUAUGAUGAGCUCCAUCGAGCAGUUGAGGGUGGACUUCAAAAAGCAAUUCCAAGCAGCCUUUCUCACGCUCGAGCAGAAGACGCUCUCACAUUUUGCUCGUCUCGAGGCGCAGGAGAUCACGACUCAAGAGAAAAAACUGCACGAGAGCGCGUCCGAGUUUCGCACAUUCGCGUACACGACAGUGCCCGAUAUCAUGGAAAAGUUGCAGGGCACAAUCACUCGGAAAUUAGAGAAGAACCACGAGACGUUCGAUAUCGAGAACGCCAAGAUCCAGAAGCGCGAAAAAAAGACUCUACACGCGCUGGAGAGCAAUGAGCGCAAGACAGACGCCAGUUUCCGCACUGAGAAUGUCCGACGUGUAGCCAAGUUCCAGGAACGCGAAGAAGAGUUCCACCAUGUCAUGCGUGUGGACAAUCGCAGUGCGGAGCGCGAGCAGUCCAACCAGAUGCGAGGGCUCGUGGCUCUGCGCGCCCAACUCCGAGCCGAAAGCGCACAGCGGGAGAAGGAAGAUCUCCACAUCCUAGACAACCUGUCGUCGUCUUUCGGAAGACUGCAAGCCAGCAUCCUCGAGAACCUAGGAGAAGACACCACAGCCGCGUAA
This is a messenger RNA of Phytophthora infestans T30-4, 963 nucleotides long. RefSeq lists its product as uncharacterized. The record is from RefSeq and is a predicted model, not a curated record. NCBI's taxonomy places the organism in Eukaryota, Oomycota, Peronosporomycetes, Peronosporales, Peronosporaceae. Bases 1 to 963 code for a protein of 320 amino acids. The transcript has 4 exons.